This is a messenger RNA of Aspergillus terreus NIH2624, 2058 nucleotides long. RefSeq lists its product as uncharacterized. Lineage: Eukaryota; Fungi; Ascomycota; Eurotiomycetes; Eurotiales; Aspergillaceae. The coding region runs from base 1 to 2058 and encodes 685 amino acids. The transcript is spliced from 3 exons. The record is from RefSeq and is a predicted model, not a curated record.
AUGUCCAGAAACGAGGGUCCAGCGGUCCCAGACGGGUUGCCACCAUCCCUUCCGCCAUGUGCCCUCCCCAAUCACCUACAAGACGAGCGCUUCCACUUCACGCCCGUCAAGAGCAAUCGGCCCGCGCCACGCGUCUGGGAGCGCAAGCCGUCCACCGCCUACAUGGGCCGAGCCAAGUCGCGCAAGGUGUGGAAGCGGUUCCGGUCCUCGUUCAACAGCAUGAAGCAGCUGCAGCAGUUGAUUCUGGCGGAGCAGGAGGGCGUCGACGAGGGGUUGUCUACCGAAAUCAACACGUCGCGCAGUGCCGGGCUGCUUCGCGGCGUCAAGAGGCAGUGUUUUGGGUUGGAAGACGCCCGGUCUGCCGAUGUCGCGGACAUUCGUCGUCGCUCGUUCCUAGAGACAAAGUGGGAGUCGCAGACGAUGGGGAGACGACGCAAGCUUCCUGCGAUGUAUCGAAACCUCGUGGCCGCCUCCGAACCUAUGGAUCUUGAAGAUACCACGCUUACGGCUAACGACACUGCCCCGAAGACGACCACGUCAGACGCGCAUGUCGUGCAGAAGUUCGAGGAGGACGACGAAUCCCCGAGGCUUACCCCGGACACGCCGGUUAAAAUGGCGUCCGAGUCAGCCUAUCCCCGCGCGCUACAUGGCCCGGUCAGCGGCAUGACUGCGGGCGCGUCGAACAUAAAAACCCCCACUGAUAACGGUAAAUCCGAGUUAACGUUUGAUUUCGUCGGUUCUGGACCUUCGGAGUUUGCUACGAUUACUGGGGCGGAGGCAGACGACCAGGGCGUUGACGCAGGAUUGGAGCAGUCUGAAACAGAAGAUCGCCGUUGUGAUCUCAUACAGCAGGCCAGAGCUACGGCGGCCCCUGUCCAGGCCCUGACGGCGGAACAGGAGUCGACCCUAGUGCGGUCGGCCCUCCGCAGCUCAUUGGACGGCGAGGACGCAGCGUUGCUCAACGACUUCCUGUCCAAAGCAAAGGCCAAACGCGAGGCCAAAGCUGCGGCAGCGUUGAUCGCGGAGGUUACGGCGGACGCGAACGAUAGCCGCCCGGAAGAGGAGUUGGAGGUGCCCGAGAUGCCGACCCCGCAGCCUCGUCGGGCUUUGGAGGAUCUCGACGCCAACUCCCCAUCUCCCCAGAAGGCGCAAUUGUCGCCAUCGAAGGCGUCGGACAAGAAGCCUCCCCCGGACGAUGAAGCACCGUCCAGUCCACACGCCACGGCGAGUCCGCGGCGUAGCACCCGGAACCGCCAUGCCAAAUUACCGGCCGCGAGCACCGCCGCUAAAGCCGUUCGCAACACCUUCUCGCUGCGCCGGGCGAAGGGGACCGAGUUUGUGUUUCUUCAGCGCACAGAGGCUCAGGAACUGGCAUUGACGACCCGUCGCAACACGCGGCAGAACAAGGGGGAUGCGCAGCUGCCGAAGUAUGCGCUGGUGAACAUGGCGACGCGGACGCCACCGGCGGACGAGAAGCCCAAGCGUCAGCGAUCCAAGGGUGCGAAGAAGCAGGUAUCUUGGAACGAGGAGCGUCUUGUGCAGUUUGAGGGGGAGGAUGAGGCCCGAGAUGGAGGGGACGCGCCUGCAAGUGACGUCGUCGGUCGACGAGGGGCAUCCAGGACGGCCAAAGGCGGAGCUGCCGAUAAACGAAAGGCAGCCAGUAGUCGCACCACUCGCUCGCAGGGCUCUCCGCCGACGGGUGAUGAGGGUGUCGAGGCUGCAGCGACUACUGCAGCCGCUACUGCAACCCCUCGGGCGCGGCGCGUGCGCCGGCUGGGAACAUCUGCAGCCACCCCUGCGGCCGAGAGCGCUUCGACCAGCAGCAGCAGCAGCAGCAGCAGCAGCAGUCCCACCGGGAAGCGUAAGAAGCUCAUGCCCAAGUCACCCAAGGCCAGUCUGACGGGAGUGGGCACGCCGGUGUCGAAGAAAACUGGCAGUCAUAUUCCCAUCCACGGGAAGAGCUCGUCGCUCGGCAGUAGUUCGGCGAAGAGCACGAGUCUGAUGAAGGCCCAUGCGGGCUCGACGCCGAUGCCAAGGCGCGUGCGGCCGCGAUCUUGA